AUGGCAAACAAAACUGCAGUCAACACGGCCAAUGCGCCCAAGGCCCUCCCGGGCAUCUACAAUCAAGCCAUUGUCGCGAAUGGCAUGGUCUUCUGCUCGGGUGUGGUGGCGCUUGACAAGGACACCAUGAAGAUCAAGGAGGGUGAUGUGAAGGCCCACACCCAUGACAUUAUACAGAACCUCUCUGCCAUACUGGAGUCUGCCGGUACAAGUCUCGAACAUGCCGUCAAAGUGAAUGUGUUCCUGUCCAACAUGGACGACUUUGCCGCCAUGAAUGAGGUGUACAUGCAAUACUGGGGCGACGUCAAGCCUUGCAGAACCUGCGUUGCUGUGAAGACUCUGCCUUACAACACGGACGUCGAGAUUGAGUGUUCUGCGGUUUUCCCCUGA
Molecule: messenger RNA, 390 nt
Organism: Emericellopsis atlantica
Lineage: Eukaryota; Fungi; Ascomycota; Sordariomycetes; Hypocreales; Bionectriaceae
Product: Endoribonuclease L-PSP/chorismate mutase-like protein
Exons: 3
Coding region: 1-390 (129 amino acids)
Cellular component (GO): cytosol; mitochondrion
Molecular function (GO): deaminase activity
Source: RefSeq, a predicted model, not a curated record